Molecule: messenger RNA, 894 nt
Organism: Salvia splendens (bonfire salvia)
Lineage: Eukaryota; Viridiplantae; Streptophyta; Magnoliopsida; Lamiales; Lamiaceae
Exons: 5
Coding region: 1-894 (297 amino acids)
Molecular function (GO): nucleic acid binding
Source: RefSeq, a predicted model, not a curated record
AUGCAGAAUGGCAAGGUGAUCGCAUAUGCAUCACGCCAGUUGAGGCCGCAUGAGCUGAACUACCCGACGCACGACUUGGAAUUGGCGGCAGUGAAGGCUGCACCUCAAGUGGCUACCUUCCUCACACAAGAGGAAGAACUCAUCCGUGAAUUCGCCAAGAUGCGACUGGAGAUAGUAACAGCACCGGAGACGGUGGACAAUGAGAUUUCCACCUUGAGACGCGAGGAUACGUUAGAGAAGAUUCGUCUGAAAGUGAGGACCGGGAAAGAAAAGAGUUACCACAAAGAGGAGGAUAACACCCUCACUUUUGAAGGGAGACUGUGUGUACCCAAUGAUGAGGCACUCAGGAAUGAGAUCAUGAGUGAAGCUCAUGAGACGCCCUACACUGCUCAUCCUGGAAGUACAAAGAUGAUUGCCAAAAUCCCAACGAGGAAAUACCGCUAUCUGGGUGAUUAUAGAUCGCCUCACCAAAAGUGCUCAUUUUAUACCGAUUCGAAUCACAUAUGGAUCUACAAGUUGGCUCAGAUCUAUGUGCAAGAGAUCAUACGCUUACACGGCGUACCAACGGAGGGACAGUCUGAAAGGACAAUCCAGACAUUGGAGGAUAUGUUGAGAGCCGUAGUGCUCGACCGUGGAGGAAACUGGGAGCCAGUACUGCCACUUAUAGAGUUUGCUUAUAACAACAGUUACCAAGCAACUAUAAAUAUGGCCACAUAUGAAGCACUUUAUGGAAACAAGUGUAGAACACUGCUUUAUGAAGUAGGUGAGAGAAGGAUUCUUGAACCAGACGCUGUGGAAGAGAUGAUAGAAAUUGUCCGACAGAUCCGAGAGAGAAUCAAGGAAGAUCAAGAUAGGCAGAAAUCUUACGCAGAUGCUCGCAGAACCGACCUAUAG